Porites evermanni is the source of this 581-nucleotide messenger RNA. The record is from the annotation of a GenBank genome assembly. NCBI's taxonomy places the organism in Eukaryota, Metazoa, Cnidaria, Anthozoa, Scleractinia, Poritidae.
AUGUACAAGUAUCCUGUUGAAAAUUUCACCCUUCCAGUGGCAUCCAGCUUUGACUCACGAACAAAAGCAGUGGAACUCAAACGUUGGGUCAUUUUGUUCCCAGUCAGGGAGAAGGGGUUGUAGAUAGAAACAGACCUGGAAGGCAAUUCAGGUCAGUCCCAGGAAUAAAAAAAUGGCACUGUGUUAAGAGCUUACCACAACUAGAGAAGGUCUUAACCAGACAUCGCUCUUGUUACUGCACUGAUUGUAUACUAGAUGAGGAUCAAUGCAGGAACAUGGAGUGGGUUGAUGACUGGAAGGAAGUAGAAAUCAAAAGGGAAGCUUCCCCAGCCACCACCAGGCAGUCCACAGCCACAUCAGCUCUGGAUAAUGACACCAUGGCACACAUGGCUGAUCUUGCAGCCAAAGGUAGCACUGUGGCCAUAGCAGCUUUUGAGGAUCCUGCUUAUGAUUUCUACCUCCUAAAAGUCACUUCCAAUGGUGUGGAAGAGCUAGAGGAGCCUAUGACUGAUGACUAUUCCUGCCAAUACCCUAGUGGCAGUGCAUUUCUCAAAGGUCACUUCUUUUUAGGGGAAAAUCUU